AGAUGGCUCCAAGGAGUGACUGGUGAAUGGUUUGAAGAAAUUCAAAGAAAAAAGUUUUGCAAUGAAACAGAUGUUAGCCAAAUGUUAAAACAACCCCUUACAUAUAGGCUAAGGAAGGGGAUGGCGGAAAAUGAUCCUAUGGAAUUACGAACAUCAAGAUUUAAAAAUAUACCUACUCAAAGAAACCCAACAUCCAGUCCUUCCCGACUGGGCUUCAGACCAUCCUUUGCUUCCCUGUUCUCAUUCAGAAAAUCCAGGAAGGAGACUUCAAAGCUUCAGUCUCUGGGACAGAAAGGAUAUGAUGGCCAUGCAAGACCUCCUGUGUCUGUGAGAGGCACUGCUGUGCAGGCAAAACGAUACAAUUCACCUCUGGAAAAUCAACCAGUUGACAGUACAUUUGUCCCCAAGCCAGCAGGCAUGAAGGAGGGAAGUGGCAUGCCUUUGUGGGAGGCUUCCGUGCUGGAGAAUGAGUUUUUCCAAGUUUUAGAUGAUUUGGAUAACACUCUGGCUCUGGAACAGUCUUCAAGCUCAGUGAAUACAAGAACACCUCUUACCUAUGGGUCAAGAACACAGUUCAGUCCUUUUUACUCCAGUGGGAACAGACAUAGUAAUACCACAGGAAGACACAAAAGUCACUCUAAUGGAACUUCUAAUAUGUCUGUCUAUGACAUCCUAAGACCAGGAACCCCUAGAGAAGGUUUUAGAACCUUUUCUCCUAGAACAAGGACAAUUUAUGAUAUGUACAGGACAAGGGACCCCAGAGUCUUCAAAAAAGAUUAUAUGCAAAAGAAUACUUUUGGUAGUACUUCUCUGUGUUUUGACAGCAGGCAACGAUUAGCCUCACCAGCUACAGGGCAUUUCACAGCAAGAAGUAUACAUUUUCCAGCCACAACCCACAAGAGUGAAUUUAUACCACCAAGCCACCAGCAGAGUCCAAAGAGAACUCCUUUAUCGUCCAUUGUAUGGAAUAGAUCAGAUUCUUCUAGAGAUAGGCCAAACCAGGAAGGGUUCCUAAGGGUACCAUCCCCAAUGGAAAUUGACCAUGCCGACCAGUAUAUGUAUCCCAGGUGUUUUCAAGAGAAUAGGAGAUAUGAAUUUUGUCGUUCACAGAGUAUUUACCAAAAUGUAAGUUUAAAUUCCCCCAUGGAUAGCGCAGUGAGUCCUGACCCAUUUGAGAACUCAGAGAAUAUGCCAUUCUACCAUCAGGACAACCCAUUUGCUAGGUCUUUCUUUAGCAAUACCUUUGGACGAAGCAGGGAACAGAGAUUUAGACAAAGUUAUUUUGGGGGCCAACAGGAAGAACAUUAUUUCUGGCCUGGAUUUCAGCAAAACAGGAAACUCUUCACUUCUUCUGACAGAGACUUUGAAAUGACUUCCAUUGAAACAAAUAGUGCAUCAGCUGGUCAUGGUCGCAGUGUGUUUUCUCAACACUGGGGAUCAUUUUCACCUAGAUACAGAACAAAUAUUUCCAGAAACCAAAAAGAGCCACAUCCCUGGCAGUGUGAUCCUCAGACAUCCACACUGGAGAGCAUGGAGGUGUCACAAGGUAAUGGGAACCAGAUGACUCAUUUUGACACACCAAAUAUUUUCUCCAUGGUUGGUUCAAGCUAUCACAUCAAAUCUAGUGGAUCAGAAUGUCAACAAGAUAGUUCUCCUAUAGAUGUACAUGUAAAAAAAGAACCUUACUCAUUUAGAACUGCUCAUACUCUAGCAUCAUCAUUCAAAACUUCCUUCUCCCAAAUUGCUGAUGACAAAGAAAAUCACCAGGGUCCCAGCUUUCAGAAUCCCACAGUCACUUGGCAGGAAAUUAAGCCUGCCUCUCUUCCAAUAAGAAGAUACACCAAAGUCACUGUGACCGACAAUGAUUCAGUUGAUUCUCCACCUCAAAGCCAACCCAAUACUUUGGUCACAGAAGUGAAUAAUGAGCAAGACUUGAAUAAAUAUAUUUUGGAAAAAGACAAAAAACUGAACAAGAUGGACCAGACAAACACUACAAGUGAAAUGCCCCAAUCUGUUUCAGAGACAGCGAUCUCCACCCCUUUAGCUGAUUUUCAAAGUCCCCUUUCCCAAGACUCAGUCAAGACCAACAGAUUUGUUUUUGAUGCAUCUACCACAAUAAGUUCAAAAAAGUCACCCAGGGUCAUUUCCAGUAAAGAUAUCUCCAAAAUUGAUAUAUCACAGAGAGAUAAGGCCAAUGAACUAAAAGAAGAUAAGAGUUACACUGAAAACAGAAAACUUGCCCCAGCAAUUUCCUUUCCUUUUAUUCAGGAGAGCAGAACACCAUCAUCGUUUCCCAACCCAAAUCAAGGUUGUCACCAAGAAUUUACCGUAAGUAAUGAAGAUAUUUUAAGCACUAUUGAAAAUAGCCACUGGCGUUCUGAACCUACAGGUAAUCCAAAUGCACAGUCUCCGGAAAAGUCUGCUAUUUUAGAUAUCAAGGAAGAACAAUGUACCACAAUUUAUUCUAUCAAUGGUAGCAAGAAAACUGCUGGCCACAGUAUCCCAUGUGAUUCUUUAGAUCUGCCAUCAGAUACAGUACUGGAUUCUUCACCAUUAAAUAAUUUUUUUCUUGGUGCUCUGGUGGUUCCUUCUACUACAGUGGUCUCCAGAGAAAGUCUUUCAGGCAAAGAUCCAUCUCUGGGAGAAAGAGAAAAAAAAGACAAUAACAGCAAACAUCAAAAUCAGUUUACCCUGAGCCAAUCAGAAAAUGAAAGCAGUGAUGCUAGUUGUGUGUCCGUGCAUAAUGAAGUGGCUGAUGCCAAAUGCCAUUCAUAUCCUCCCUUCAGGGCUGUAAAGGGAAAAGGAAAAAUAAGACAACAUAUAUCCUGUAUUGAAAAGCUGAGCAAAACAGAAAGUACAUCAGCACCCAUCAGCAGCAGCAGUAGCCUCAUUGAGGUGAAUGCAAGUGAUUCCAAGGCUCCUGCGCACCACACAAUUUAUUGUACCUUACCAGGAAAAGCAACCAGUUUUCUCAUUAAUAGCAGGAAGUCAGAAAGUAAAAUAAUGGCUCCUUCAUUUAAGAAUGAACCACUUUCACCCCAAAUUGAAAGUAAGGUGGAAGAUCUAAUGGGGAAGGACACAUCAAACAAAUCCAGCUCUAGUUCUUCUGAGUCAGAAAGCAGAUCUUCCAAAGUAGUUUCAGACUCCGCUUCAGUAGUGCCUGAAGCCACAGAGAAGAUGACCAAUAUGACAAACUCUGGGUCUGCUUUCAUUAGAGAAGGACCACUUCCAUUCCUCAUCAAGGCUCUGUCAUGUCCUUCAGGAGUACCAUAUGCCUCACUUGGAAGAGAUGAAAGAGAAAAAUGCUUGGUCUCAGACAUGGAUGCUUCUGAUAUAACACUAAGACCUUGGGAGAAAAACAUUAACCCUCUGGAAAGUGCCUCACCUGUUAGGGAUUGUUCUUUAAGCAAAAGACACCACCAAAAGGAUCACAUUCAAGAAUGCACUGAAAAGGAUGAUAAAAUUGCUGCCUCUGAGACAGCAAAUGAAGCUCCUUUACCUUUUUCUUCAGAUAUGUCAGGGGAAAAAAGUGGGAAAACAUUACAUAAAUUUAAGACCACUAGUAUGCUUUCUGUUUCUGGUGAUAAAGAAAAUGUCAAGUGUCUUGAGAUAGUUUCAAUAUAUUACACUCUACCAAGGAAACACAGCAAAAAAUUCUGUAACCUCCUUCAAAAGUAUACUCAAAAUAUCGAUUCACUUACAGAAUCUCAAGUGGAAACUGAAACAUUUCCUAAUGCUUUAGGAAAAGAGAAACUCAAUUAUUCUCCACAAGAGCAGUCAGGAAUAUCUUCAUCUGAAGAUCUAAAACUGCUGGUCAGCUCUGUGCAGGGAAAUAGUAGUUGUCUUUCUCACAACACUGAAAAUGAGCCUGUUUUACAAUCACCAAGUAUUGGGCCCUCAGCACCUACACUACAGGAAGUGGCUCCUGUUGAGGCAGAUGUUUCUCUUCAUAAAGGAGAAUCUAAAACUAGAGAGAUUUCUCUAGAUAAAUUAGCUGAAACACCUCUAGGUAAUUCACAAAGCAGAAAAAAGAGAGGGAAACAACUACAAAGUGAAACCCUGCAUACUUCAUCCAUGCAUCAGGAAAAAAAGGUCACAAAAAAGAAAUCUGAAAUUCGUCAGCACUCCAUUAAAUUAGCUAACAGUGGUCUUUCUAAUCCUCCAGCCCAUUUAGAAGGUAAUAUUGAACAUCCUCAAACCAGAAGAAGUUCUGGGGAGUGUGCAGGUAGUGGUAUAGCUAUUGCAGCUACUGGAAGUGCCAAGUGGCUUCAGAAAGAUAUCACAGUUAUAGCUAAAGAAGACAGUUCUAGUGGAUUGCAGCCUAGGGAAGUCAAAGGAGCAGGUUUCCCAAAUAAGACUGAUAAAGCACUUUCUGACUCAGAAAGCCAAGUCUUUGCUCUUACUCCAGCUUUGCAUAAACUACAUCUUGACGAGGAGAUUUGUUCAGGUGAACGAGAUUUAGAUAGUUUGCAGUCUGAACUCAGAAAACUACCUCAAAGAAGUCAGGAGGUAAAUCUGACAAAGAAGGGCAAGGCUAAAGAUGAAAUGAAGAGAUCGGCACGGGAUCAACUCUCACUUCCUACAGGAAGCAACGAAAAUAAAACCAGCUUGGAUGACCUAGAAAAAAGGAAAAACAGGUCUUCAGUUAAACACCGAUUGGCAGCUAUGCCCAAAGCAAGCAGAAAAGUUCCAGCUAAAGAUUUAAGUACCAGAAGACAUGUAGCUACUAUCUUCCCCCAAAGUGGGAUCAGCUCUGGCUUCGGUGGUUUAUCUCUUGGCACACCAGAGUGCAACCCACUGUCCCCUCAGCCUGCUCCAAAGUCCGCAGAAUCCACAGAUGAGGGCAGGUUGAAUAAUGAUGGAAUGGAUGUGAAGAAAUCAGAAAACUCUUUACAGGCUACUAUAAUUUCUGACAGAGAAGCUUCUAUAUGCUUUAGCAAUCAGAAAUCUAACAUUUCACAACCACAUCAGAAUGAGUUUAAAAAUAUCUCAGAAUCACCACCAAAGUAUGAGAAUUCUAAAGAUGUAACAGUAGCUCAGAUUUUGGAAAGAAAGUCAGGAACCCUUGCCCAACCCACAUUCACCAGCCUCAGGGAAGCCGAUAUUUCUGGCCAUCAGAGGAGGCUGAACCCUCAUCUUCCAUUGGAGCCUGCAGAGAAAUCUGCAGUAAGGAUCCCACUGGCCAGUUGUCAGCAACAACAAAGGAGUGCUGCAUUUCAGGAGUGGAUACCUGAGCCACACCCCUAUCGUUCAAAGAGUUUAAAAAGCACUAAUGUGCAUGGCAAUCUGCUACGUAAAAGUCAUCCUCCAAAAGCCAGGGAGCGCCAUUGUUCUGAAAGCACUUCCAUUGACAAUGCCCUGACCCGCCUGACCCUUGGGAAUGAAUUCUCUAACAAUAGUGAGUACAGUCGAAGAUUUAAAUCUUUUUCUGAGCUUUCCUCCCGUGAUGAAAAUGAAAGUUGGGCUUUGUACAGCGGCAUGAUGGAAACAGGUCCCAAGUCUGCAACAUCUAUAUCCAGACCUAUUGACUAUGGGAUAUUUGGGAAAGAACAGCAGUUGGCUUUCUUGGAGAAUGUAAAGAGGUCACUCACACAAGGAAGGUUAUGGAAACCAAGUUUUCUGAAGAACCCUGGCUUCUUGAAAGAUGCUGUAAUUCACCCUCCUAACCCAGCAGAGUCAUGGAGUUCAGAUUCUCCUAGCAAUCAGACACCAGAUGAUGGCUUAUCUCCAAAUGUACCACUUAACAUCUAUGAAGAGGAUCCAGUAGACUCAGAUUGUGACACAGACACAACCACAGAUGAUGAAUAUUACUUGCAUGAAAAUGACAAAGAGUCAGAACUGUGAGGCUUUUUCAUAACAUUUCUUCCAAAAGCUUGUAAUGGAAAUACAGUAUGUGUGUGUCCAUGGGAAGGACAGAUACAAAUAUCUAUUUGGGCAGUACCUGCCCUAAAGCAACCCAUAUUCUUUUUUUCCCCUCCAGUG
Molecule: messenger RNA, 5982 nt
Organism: Molossus molossus (Pallas's mastiff bat)
Lineage: Eukaryota; Metazoa; Chordata; Mammalia; Chiroptera; Molossidae
Gene: EXPH5
Product: exophilin 5
Exons: 5
Coding region: 82-5844 (1920 amino acids)
Biological process (GO): positive regulation of exocytosis; multivesicular body sorting pathway; positive regulation of protein secretion
Cellular component (GO): endosome
Source: RefSeq, a predicted model, not a curated record